This is a messenger RNA of Maniola jurtina (meadow brown), 2503 nucleotides long. RefSeq names its product protein Lilipod (gene lili). The transcript is spliced from 9 exons. Gene Ontology annotation, molecular function: transmembrane signaling receptor activity. The record is from RefSeq and is a predicted model, not a curated record. Lineage: Eukaryota; Metazoa; Arthropoda; Insecta; Lepidoptera; Nymphalidae. Gene Ontology annotation, biological process: signal transduction. Bases 325 to 1905 code for a protein of 526 amino acids.
GAUGACAACGUGACAGCACUAUAAAAAAAGUAAAAAAUUAAUUGAAAAUUGAAAUUAGUCGUGUUUUUACAUCAUUUGUCAGUGCUUCAUGUAAAUUUUAAAAAUACAAAAAUACUAUAAAUAAAAAACUAAAGUUUAUCUUAGUGAGUGCUUGCAUAGUGCUUGUGAUACAAAUGAAAAUCUUUAUUCUACAUUGAAAAUCAAAAGUUGUUUAGUGAUCUCUGGAAAGUAUGGUUUGCGAUAAUUUGCAAAAAUGAAGAGUAAUUUCAAUAUUAAACCCAAAAGAAUAUCUAUAGGAAGAUAAAGAAAGUUAAGUAAAGAACGAUGGAUGAUGAGGAGGCCGACUUAAGGGAGCAAAUAUUUCACAACAAUGUUCGAGAGCAGAUCAUAUUCCUGCUUUUGUUUAUACUACUGUACCUCUUCUCGUUCAUGUUAAUCGAGAAGUUUCGUCGGCGGGACAGUGAAGAUUACUUCAGCGUCGAUGAAGACGAAGUGAAGGUGUACAGGAUAAGUCUAUGGCUAUGCACGUUCGCUCUGGCCGUGUCCGUGGGUUCGGCACUGUUGCUGCCCGUGUCAAUAGUCAGCAAUGAAGUGCUCAUAUUGUACCCAAAUAGCUACUAUGUCAAGUGGUUGAACAGCUCUCUUAUACAAGGUUUAUGGAAUCAUGUGUUUCUAUUCUCAAACCUCUCGCUGUUUGUGUUCCUGCCAUUUGCAUAUCUAUUCUCGGAGUCCACUGGGUUUCCUGGCUGCAGAGGUUUGAAGGGACGAGUAUAUGAGACCUUCAUUGUGCUGGCUCUUCUUGGAGUGGUCAUGCUUGGUCUUGCUUAUGUCAUCUCUGCAUGGUUAGAAGGGGACAGAUCUAGCCUUGAUGCUUUGUUAAAUUUAUGGACAUAUCUCCCGUUCCUGUACUCCUGUGUAUCUUUCGUCGGAGUUCUGAUGCUGCUUGUGUUCACACCGCUUGGCUUCGUGAGACUUUUCGGCGUGGUGGGCGGUGUUCUGGUCAAACCGCAGUUCUUGAGGGAUCUCAAUGAGGAAUAUUAUGUCUACUCGUUUGAAGAGGACACCAUCAGGCGGCGUAUCAACACUUCGCUGGCUACAGGUGUUGGCUACAUAUCACCGGAGCCGAUGUAUCCGGACCGAGGGGACAUAUCCGCGUCGAUCAACCCCAACGUGUCCAUUACAAAGGACAUUCGGAGUUCUUCGGCGAUCGAGGGGAAGACGCCAUUACUGAGGCUGAGGAACGGGGCUCUGCAGGCUGGUCUUAAUGAGAGGCUGCAGAAGAUUGUUGCUAUGAGAAAGGAGGUGGAAAACCAACGCAAGACGUCGUCUCUGCAACGGAACGUGGUGUACCCUCUAGCGAUGCUGCUGCUGUUGGCGCUCACCACCAUCACUGUGCUUAUGGUGCUGCAGAAUAUGCUGGAACUGCUCAUAGGGAUCAAGGCGCUGCCGUUGAGCACGAGGCAAUUCACACUAGGCAUCGCAUCGCUGUCUAAACUGGGUUGGGCGGGGGCGACGCUGGAGGCUUUCCUCAUCCUGUACUUGCACGCGGCUUCGCUCACGGGGCUCGCCACGCCCUUGCGCGCGCUGCGCCUGCUGCCUCGCGCGAGGCGGACCCCGCUCGCGAGGAUCAUUGCGCUGUGUGCGGUGCUGCUCGCGCACUCCACUGCGCAACCGCUGCUCGUUAAGAUAUUAGGUAUAACAAAUUUCGAUCUGCUGGGCGAGUUCGGGCGCAUCGAGUGGCUCGGCAACUUCAAGCUGGUGCUGCUGUACAACGCCAUCUUCGCGGCCACCGUGACGCUGUGCCUGGCGCGCAAGUUCACGGCCAGCGUGCGCCGCGAGCUCUACAACAGGUUGGUGGAGAACAUCAACACGCUCGCGCACACUGUGUCCUUCCUCAACUACUGACUCCUUCGUGUCGUCCAUGUACCUAUAGACCGAGUGGCCGCUCGCUGUACAGAACUUUUCAUUAUCUUCAUCUUCUAUAUAUAAAAAGGAAAACCUGACUGACUGACUGAUCUAUGAACGCGCAGCUUUUAGCAUUUUAAUUGGUAGAUUGAAAUUUCACUAAUUUGUUAGUUUUGAUCUAUAUUUUAAUUCCACAACAUCAUGAAACUUCUCUAGCGAAGGCGACUGAAUCGAUAAGGAGACCGAGAAGGUUUGUGACAGAGUUAUUACAAUACAGUGAACGUCUGGCACAAAAAUUGAUAUCCCCUUCUGAUUCGCUUGGUCUAUCGGCACAAUUGCUGCAAAUACUGCAAAAGUCAAGUCUCACAAUAUAUAAAAUAGGUACAGUUCAUAAAUAUGUAAUGAUUUACUGUGGCAUAAAUAUUUACCUACUUGUAAAAAUAUUAUUUAGUUGUUAAUGUAGUUUGCCAUGAUUGUUAUCACAAUGUUUUAUGUACGAACCAAACUGCCUUACCCUGUCUGUGUAAGAUACUAUUUUACUCCAAUUAUUAUUAUUAUUACUAAAUAUGUCCUCUGUUCUAAUUAUUUAAUGAACAAU